Messenger RNA from Hemiscyllium ocellatum (epaulette shark), 3746 nucleotides. RefSeq names its product SUV3-like helicase (gene supv3l1). Gene Ontology annotation, molecular function: hydrolase activity, acting on acid anhydrides; RNA helicase activity; ATP binding. The transcript has 15 exons. The record is from RefSeq and is a predicted model, not a curated record. NCBI's taxonomy places the organism in Eukaryota, Metazoa, Chordata, Chondrichthyes, Orectolobiformes, Hemiscylliidae. The coding region runs from base 57 to 2378 and encodes 773 amino acids. Gene Ontology annotation, biological process: mitochondrial RNA 3'-end processing; RNA catabolic process. Gene Ontology annotation, cellular component: mitochondrial degradosome.
UCGGAGCCGCUCUUGUCUCCGCACCAGGGCCGGCUCCUUGCUCCGGCCCGUUCCCCAUGUGGCUGAACCGCAGUUUCAGGCUCCUGGGCCUGCUCCCGGGCUCGCUCCGAGCUGCCGGUCGUCGCAUGGUCCGCGGGAGCGGCUCGAAAAGUCCUGACACCUCCCUGUUUGUGCCGCUAUCGCCCAGAGUGAGCCCGGGGCCCGAGGGCAACGUCGGAGCUGAACUGAGCCGGGAACUAGACAAGAGUGAGGCACUGAAAGUGUUGAAUAAAUUCUACAAACGGAAGGAGAUGCAGAGACUGGGCAGUGAGAGUGGCCUUGAUGCUCGGCUUUUCCACCAGGCUUUCAUUAGUUUUCGAAAGUAUGUGAUGGAAGCUGAAUCUCUGGGUGUGGAUUUACACAUCAUCCUGAAUGAUAUUUGCUGUGGUGCAGGUCAUGUUGAUGAUCUCUUUCCUUAUUUCCUGAGACAUGCCAAACAAGUGUUCCCAAUGUUGGAUUGUAUGGAGGAUCUGCGCAAGAUCAGUGAUCUGAGGUUACCAGCUAACUGGUACCCUGAGGCUAGAGCAAUUCAGAGAAAGAUCAUCUUUCAUGCUGGGCCAACGAACAGCGGAAAAACGCAUCAUGCCAUUCAAAGCUUCUUGGCAGCCAAGUCUGGAGUCUAUUGUGGUCCUUUGAAACUGCUUGCACAUGAGAUCUAUCAAAAGAGCAAUGAUGCUGGUGUGCCAUGUGAUUUGGUGACUGGGGAAGAGCGAAGUUUUGUGGAUCCAGAUGGAAGGCAAUCAGCUCAUGUUGCUUGUACAAUUGAAAUGUGUAGUGUAUCGACACCAUAUGAAAUUGCUGUAAUUGAUGAAAUCCAGAUGAUCAAAGAUCCUUCCAGAGGCUGGGCCUGGACUAGGGCACUAUUAGGACUUUGUGCAGAAGAAAUCCAUAUCUGUGGUGAAGCUGCAGCUAUUAACUUGGUGAUGGAGUUGAUGUUUGACACAGGAGAAGAGGUUGAGGUUGUAAGUUAUGAGCGACUAACCCCCAUGACUGUUCUGAAUACUGCACUGGAGUCACUGGAUAACUUGCGCCCUGGUGAUUGUAUUGUAUGCUUCAGUAAAAAUGACAUCUACUCACUGAGUCGGCAAAUUGAGACUCGUGGACUGGAAUGUGCAGUGAUUUAUGGCAGUCUUCCACCUGGAACAAAAUUGGCUCAAGCAAAAAAAUUCAAUGACCCUGACGAUGCUUGUAAGAUCCUGGUCGCAACUGAUGCCAUUGGAAUGGGUUUGAAUCUGAGCAUAAAACGCAUAAUUUUCAAUUCUCUCGUGAAACCAAGUAUCAAUGAGAAAGGAGAGAAAGAAAUGGACCGGAUAACUACGUCACAGGCCCUACAGAUUGCUGGCAGAGCUGGCAGAUUCAGCUCAGCCUUUAAAGAAGGGGAAGUUACUACAAUGAAUCGGGAUGACCUUCCUGUGCUGCAAGAAAUCCUGAGCAGGACCGUCGAACCCAUUGAGGCAGCAGGUUUGCACCCCACAGCAGACCAGAUUGAGAUGUUUGCCUACCAGUUGCCAGAUGCCACCCUGUCGAAUCUGAUCGACAUAUUUGUGAGCCUCUCGCAAGUCGAUGGACUAUACUUCGUGUGCAAUAUCGAUGAUUUCAAGUUCCUGGCUGAUAUGAUUCAGCAUAUCCCAUUGAAUCUCCGCGUACGAUAUGUUUUCUGCACUGCACCAAUAAACAGGAAGCAUCCCUUUGUCUGCACCUCCUUUUUAAAGUUUGCCAGACAGUUCAGCAGGAAUGAGCCACUGACAUUCGAGUGGUUAUGUCGACACAUUAACUGGCCAUUAGUGCCACCGAAAAAUAUCAAAGACCUUGUACACUUGGAGGCUGUGCACGACGUGUUGGAUCUGUACUUAUGGUUAAGUUACCGGUUCAUGGACAUGUUCCCAGAUGUGAGCCUUGUGCGAGAGAUCCAGAUCGAGCUGGACAGCAUCAUACAGAUUGGAGUGAAGAAUAUCACUCGUCUGAUCCGUGCUUCAGAUUCCAUCUCCACAACUGCUGCAGGCGCCGAAGAUGCUUCUGUUUAUGGAGGAAUAUGGACUAAUGAGAGGACAAACGUGGAGAACAUGAAUUCCAAGGAUCAGGUUUACAUUGGAUCUAGACGGAUUCGAGGGUCCAAGAUUUUAGGCUACAGAGGAGAGGUUUAUAAAGCGGAAAUACCUGGAAAAGCUGGUGACUCUUUGAGUGCCAGGCUGGUUCAGCAAGGACAUCUGACAGCUGAAUUAUUGCAGCAGCUUCAGGAGGAGUGGGCAGCCAGCCAUGGUCUCCAAACCUCCAGAAAUGCCACGACCCAAGAGCCGAGUAAAUCCACAUCCAGAGGAUUGAGGAAGAAAAAGAAAUAGCUUCAGUAUAUUUAUUCUACUCUGAAAAUGUUCUCUCCAGUUUAAACAAUAAAGGAGUGAUUGGACUAUGUGAAAAAUACCUGGUUUUCCCAGUUUGCUUGAUAUCUUUGACUGCCAGCUGCACAGAAAUCAAAGUAAAGGUUUUCCAUUCAGGUGCCACCCUGUCAUCUUGAUUGUUAGAUCAUGGUGUCAGAACCGAUACUGUAACUCUCAGUUCAUACAGGUAACACGGAUGCUAUCAAUCCAUGUGUGUUAAGAGCACCUAAUAUUUGCAUAAUGCCUUCAAGUAAGGAUGGAAGAUUUAAAAGAAAGGGGAAAGUUUUGGGGAGAGCGUUCCAAAGCUUAAGGCCUUGGCAGCAGAAAAGAGGGGCAUCAGUGAGGGUCGUGGGGAAUAUGCAAACUUUGGGUAUUUGGUAGUGAGAGAAUUUUGUAUCAUGAAUGAGGAAAUGCAUUUUAACAAAAAAAAGUCAAGAGGGAGCAGAUGAUGGUGAAUCUUCGAAAUCCUCUACCCUAGAGGCCUGUGGAAGCUCAGCUAUUGAACAUGUUCAAGACAGAAAUUCACAGAUUUCUCCAUAUUAAAAACGUAAAGGGCUAUCAGUAUGGUGCAGGAAAAUAAUGUUGAAGUAGAUUAGCAACGAUCCCAUUGAAUGGCACAGUGGGCUCAAAGGGCUGGACAGUCUCUGCUACCAAUCUGUUCUUCUGAGUUCAAGAAACGAAUUAAAGUCUAAAAGCAGGAACACAUUUUGGGAUCAUGGAUAAGCAGGUGAGACCUGUUGCUUGCGCUUCUCCAAUUUUGGGAUUGUCAGCCACUUCAUUGGGCUUGUGCCAAAGUUCAUAUUAAGAAACAGUGAACCUGAGGAUUGGGAGGAGUCUAGAAUUGAAGCCUGAGGGCAGAAAAGUAGUGAGAGUGAACUGACGAGGAACAUAAAAGUUGAUUGUAAAAGUUAUUUAAUGUAGAUGAGUGCAGAUAAAUAAAGGUCCUUAUGCUCUUAAGAGAGGAAUGGAUAGUGAAAAACAAGGAAAGGAUAGAGCAAUUAAAGAAGUAUUUUAGCUCUGCCUUCAUAGAAGAAGUCACAAUAAUGUUUUCAGAAAUGCUAGGGAAGCCAAGGUCUAUUAGCAAGAAGGAGUUGAAAUUAGCUCUAAAAGAAAGAAUUGUGGAGAAAUUAAUGGGAUUGAAAGCUGAAAUUCCAGGAACCUGAUAAUUUACAUCCUUGGGUAUUAAAGGAGGUGACCAUCGAAAUAAUGGAUGUGCUUGUUGGGGUUAAUGAGGGAAUUGUGCGUAAUGUAUCUAAGUUUGCUGCCAACACAAAAAUGGAUGUUUGAAUGGUGGUAAAGAUGCAAAGUGGUUCAAUAAAUAUCAUUGAAGUC